Molecule: messenger RNA, 1612 nt
Organism: Larimichthys crocea (large yellow croaker)
Lineage: Eukaryota; Metazoa; Chordata; Actinopteri; Sciaenidae
Product: zona pellucida-like domain-containing protein 1
Exons: 10
Coding region: 18-1229 (403 amino acids)
Source: RefSeq, a predicted model, not a curated record
GGGCCCGACUCAGAACAAUGUGGCUGGUCAUCCUUGUGUGCCAGCUUGGCCUCAUUCUGAGGACUGAGGCCCAGAUACCAGAGCAGUGCAUUACUAGUGAAACAAACAGAGCUCCAGAAAACUCUGACAUAACAGUGGUCUGCGGCACUGAGUUUAUGGACCUGAACAUCCUCCUUUGCCCAAUGUACCACGCUCGUUACAAUGAGUCUCUGAUGUUCCUCAAUAAUCAAAACCAAAAAGGCUGUCUGGGGACGGCUGACUGGGGCGUCACACCGCCAGUCUUAAGAUUCAGAUUUCCCUUAAAUGAAAGUGCCAUGGAAUCCUGCAGUAAUAGCUUUAAGAUAAUCAAUGAGGUUGGGUCCGGACAGUUUUCUGACUUCUCAAAUGUCCAGUACGUCAACAUUUCUGGGGCUGUUACCUCUCUAGACCCCACCUCAGGUAUGAUCACCUAUAAACCACAGGUCCUGUACAAGUUUUCCUGUCUGUACCCGAUGCAGUAUAUCCUGAACAACAGCCAACUGGGCGUAUCAGGUGUGAAUCUCGUCAUAAAUGACAACAAUGGUAGCUUCAUCAGCACACUGAGUAUGCAGCUCUACCAGGAUGAAGACUACGAAGACAUUCUUUUUAUCCCACAAACAGGACUCAAACUGAAGACCAAAAUUUAUGUUGCAGUUAAGGCUACCAACCUAACAGAGAGAUUCAACGUGCUGCUGGACAGAUGCUUUGCGACGACAAGUCCAUAUCCUACGAUUAACAAUGACCAAGCUUAUGACCUUUUUGUAGGGUGUGUACGUGACCCGCAAACUAAGGUGGACAUCAACGGGGCGUCUCAGGUGGCACACUUCUCCUUUGAGGCCUUCAGAUUUGUAGAGCACAAAAAUCAGACAAUUUCCACUUUCUACCUGCACUGCACCACCCGACUGUGUGAAGUGUCCUCAUGCAGCAGCUUAAUGCCUGACUGUGAAAGUGGUAAUGGAAAGAGGAGAAGGAGAGAAGUCCAAGAAGUGUCCGGCAACGCUACAGUCUCCUCGCCUGCCAUUUUUGUGGGAAAACAGAGCGCUGAUGAACCUCAAACUUUCUCGGCUUCUCACGAUGUGACAUCCGAGAGCAACUACAGCAGCCCUGUGGUGGCUGUAAUUGUCUGUAUUGUCGUCCUAGCUAUUCUCCUCGUCGCCAUGGCUGUUUAUUUCGCGCUGCACAUCAGAAGAAAAAAGCCAAUCAUUCAGUAACAUCACCUGACUGAAAGUGGGAUCUAUCAUUAUUCACGCAUCUCCAAAACUGUCAGUUUAAUACUUCAUCAUAUACAAUAAAUGGCCAUUAUGCUGCAGAGAUAGUAAAAGAAAGAAUUUACAAGAAACAAUAGUCAGACAUAUUAUACUGUAAUACUAUAGCCGUUUCAGUCCACAAACAUCAGCAGGAAUCUAGGUUUGUAUCUUCAUAAUCAUUAUAAAUCACACAGAAUAUGUACAAAAAUUAUAUUUUGAAAUCAUAUUGUCAGAGUCAUGUUGAAGUAUUUAAUUAAUGUGUCAUUUGUGAUCAGUUAGAAAUUGUGUACUUUUGAAAUGUUUUCAGUGAGAAUGAUGAAUAAAAAGUACACGUGCUUUAUAAUUUG